CGGAGCUGGGUUAUUGUGGAAUCUGAAAGAAGGGGAGCUAAAACGGGCAGGGCAGGAUCCCAGGAAGAAAGAGAAAAGGAUUUCUGAGAUUUAUCUUCGUGUGCCCUUCAAACUAGACCAGCCGCAAAUUCAUUGGAAUAAGGUGGGUCGGUGAAUAUAGCAAAUAGGAAUAGACGGGGUAUUUAGAAACUGGCAAUUAAAGAUAAAUAGAGCGAUAUAAACAGGGGCAAUUGGAGAUAAACGGGGAUAUAAACAGCGGCAAUUGGAGAUAAAUAGGGGAUACAAACAGGGCAAUUGGAAGUAAAUAGGGCGCUAUAAACUGAGGCAAUUGGAGAUCGGGGGAUAUAAUUAGGGACAAUUGGAGAUAAACAGGGGGAUAUUGGAGAUACAUAGGACAUAACAUUAAAUGGACAAUUGAAGAUAAAUGGGAUAUAAACAGGGGCAAUUGGAGAUAAAUAGGGGGAUAUAGAAACGGGGUAAAAUAGACAAUUUCGACCGAAACUGAAACAAAUUAAUCAAUUGAAAUAAAUCGAGUAAACUGAUCAAGUCAAUUGUUGCUGAAAUUGGAUUCUCAACAAUCUGCCCGUUGCAAAAACAUAAAGUCACUUCAACAGAGUGAGUCUGGAUUCUGUCUCCCUGGAAAAGGCAGAAUUUUUCCGUCGGGAAUCAUGUCAUCUUUCGGGAAAUACACUCACGCCAUCGUCAGGGGCGUCCCGGCCACAGUGGGGCAGAAAGACCUGGAGCAGCAGGAGAGGAGGGAAGGAGAGAAGGAAGUCUCCGAGCUCGACACGGCCAAACUGCAGCGACAGCUCGGGGUUUACACCGGCAUCUUGAGGCAGAAGCUGGGCUUACAGGUGAUCGAGCUGCCGGCGUCCCAGGAGCCCGGGCUGCCUCACAGUCUGUGUGUGGAGGAUAUUGUGGUGGUUCAGGGGGACACUGCACUAAUCACCCGGCCUGGGAACCCCGUCAGGAGGAAAGAGGUGGAGACAGUGAAGAAUGUUCUGGAAGAGCUGAAGCUACGUGUGUUCGAGGUGACGGAUGAGAAAGCCACACUUGAUGGCAGUGAUGUCUUCUUCACUGGACGCGAAUUCUUCGUUGGGAUCUCGAAAUGGACCAACCACAAAGGGGCAGAAUAUGUGGCGAACACAUUCAAGGAUUUUACUGUCUCCAUCGUGCACAUUCCCGAACCCCAUCAUUUGAAGAGUUUCUGCAGCAUGGGAGGCCCCAGCACCAUUAUCAUCGGCAAUAGUGAAGCUGCUCAAAAGGCUAUCAAGGCAAUGGAGCAGCUAACGGAUUAUCAAUACGACAAACUGAGCGUGCCGGAUGACGCUGCAGCCAAUUGCAUCUAUGCACGAGUUGGCAAUAAGAGCAACAUCCUGGUCCAUCGGACAGCGGAUGAGUUUCCAGAAAGUUAUAAGGCCUUCAAGAAGCUUCCGGACUACACGUUGAUCCCAGCCUCCUGCACGGAAGUGGCCAAACUGGGAGCAGCCUUGAGCUCGUGCUCCAUCCUAAUCAAUAAGAAGUUUGAAUACUAGAUUCAGUUGGGGGUGCCCUCUUGCACCCCCCCACCCCUGCCUUAAUUCCAUGGUGGAAUAGAAUAGAAAUGGCUCUGAUUUGAUGGAUGCCUGGAGUAUGAGGGAUACACUGGAAUAUUUGGAUCAGGGACAAUCUCCCCCCACCCCCCCCACCCACCCAAAUCCCAGAAAUGAAGUUGGAUUAUUUUUAUAUAGGAGACUAGGGACUGAACUUACCUUCAAUGUAAUCAGGAGCCUGAUGUGCAGAGCAAAGCUGUUUAUUGUGAGAGAUUUCAGAUGGUAAGCCUACCAGCAACGCAUAAUACACUCAGUAUUACUGCAGCCGCACUGGCUCUAAUCUGAGGAGCAAACAUUUUGUUCUCCAGUUUCCACCCAAUGUUCUAAGCAGGGACUGAGAUGUCUCCUCAUCCCACUCCCUGAAAUCCUGGAUCCUCUCCUACACUUGGAUCUCCUUUUGUGUGGUUUUUUUUUUUCUAGGAUUUAUGUUUGAUUCCUGAUCCAGAUAUUGAUGAAUCUUGGCAUGAAUGAGAUCUCCCUAAUUCUGUAAGAGCUUCUGAGAACAGACCUUGAUCCCCCCUCUCAUCCCAGUUUUCUCCCAAGUGUUUGGUUCUUCCUGGGAAAAUUACCCAGGACGCCAGCAUGCCUUGUGUUUUUGUUUUCCAGUCUGAGGCUGGUUGGGCUGAAUCUGGCUUAAAUAUCCUGGGAGGAAUAGACAAAAUGUCAAAUUCCUGAAACUAGGAGUCAUCCACACCCAGCUGUGGUCAAACCCACUGACUUAAUCCAGCAUUGAAAGCAUGUGAGGAACAUUUCACAAUUAACAGUCUUCUAACAUUAUAGAAACUUCUUGAACACAAGACAAAUGUCCAACCUUCAACCCCCCUUCCCCCAAACCUCUCUUUUACGUAUCAAUCACUCAGCAGCUCAUCUCACUGAUAUUAUACUUAAAAUGUAUGAGUGGGGAAAGUCGCAUUAAAUUAGGUAAUGCAUUUGGAAACUUGGGUGAUUUUCUCAAAUCAGGGGAUUUGGAUGGGGAGGAGUCAUCUUGGGAUAUUUAGUUCAUUCAGGGAACAACCUUUUAGUGACAGCUAAUGUCUGUUUAUUUUAACCAGGGUAGACCCUGUGCUAAAAUAAAGGGAAGAUGUGGGGGCUCUUUGCCCCCUCCCCUGCAACCACAGCUCUCUAAAAGUAAAUCGACAUUCUAAGAAACGGCUAUUGCAGUAAAGAGAGGGAAUUACCUUUUUUGUAUUCGGAAUUUCUGCCCUUGUUGAGCAUUUACUUUCAAAUUGGCCUCUUUGGAUGUACGACUGGCUUGUAACAGAAGACUGGGGCAGCUUUGAAAACAGGCAACUGAUUUCCAAUGCCCGUUUUGCACCCGGGUAAAUUUUCAAUUUGACACCUAAAGUCCUGCAGUCAAGACACCACAAAUCUGGGGUUGGAAGGGCAUGUAGUGGCCACUGCAGGGAGUAAGUUGGCGCUGAUGCUGCUUGCAGCAGCUUUGUUAGUCCCUUUGUGCAACUGCACCAUCUAGAGUUGGAAAGUAAUAUUGCAGAAGAACAGACAAAAGGUCAACUUUCUUGGCCCCUCUUUGACUCCUUUUUUUCAUAUUGCUUGUUUUAAUUGUCACUGUUACUAAGUCAUUAGAAUUUGAGGAAUUUCCUUUUAAUAGGAUCAGUCCUGUGAAUGCUGCACUCCUUACUCUGGACACAACCCGUGUCAUCUGGCUGUGCUUUGUGUCUCUCACAAUAUGAUUGAGAACAUUCUUGGUGCCAGAUUUUUUACACAUGGAUACAAGUAAUUUUUGUGGUGCAGAGACAAUUUAACAUUGUUCAGUAUAAAUGGAUCCUUCCUGUUUUGAAUCUUUGCAACAGUAGUAAUAUGGAUCCGGUUUUUUGUUCAUCAGAUCCCUAAGGAGAGAAUUCACUGGGCCUUUCAUUUUAGUGCCCCAGCCUUUAGUGGUCAUGUCCUUUUGAUCCUAAAUCAAUGGAUAUUGACUGGCUGUCUUGUGGGAAAUGCCCACACCCGUUAUUUCCUGCAGAGGGCACUGUAUAGUGAGCUCCAAUGAGAAUGCUGGCUUGUCUAUUUUCCCCAGCUGUCAGAUUUGAUUGGCCGAUUGCAGAACUUCCCAAUUAAUGCCCUAUCUGAAAUUAUCAGUGUGGAGAGAAAAAAAUGUUCAUCAACCUUUGCAUAUUUGUCCCAUGGAAGAUGAGCUACACACAUUGAAAGAUUGGGUGGGUGUGUGUGUGUCUCUCUCUCUCUCUCUUUCUCUUCCUUCUCCCCAGCACAGUAAUUUAGUGAAUAGCCGUCCGAUAGAUCAGUUCAGUUUGUCCAUGCCUCUGUCCUUCAUGAUGUCUAAUCCACUUCCAGUGUGUUACCUCAUCCCAAUCGUCCCUGGAUUGGGAUCGAUGUGUUUGGAGCCAAAUCACUUGGUGCUUUUUAUUUCUGAUGCCAUAAAAUCCAGCUUUUGUACUGCGUCUCCUUUGUAAGUGACUCUUCUGACUGAAUAAAAUUGAGAAUCUGCCUCAA
Messenger RNA from Carcharodon carcharias (great white shark), 4058 nucleotides. Its product is annotated as N(G),N(G)-dimethylarginine dimethylaminohydrolase 1-like. The record is from RefSeq and is a predicted model, not a curated record. Lineage: Eukaryota; Metazoa; Chordata; Chondrichthyes; Lamniformes; Lamnidae. The coding region runs from base 669 to 1535 and encodes 288 amino acids. The transcript has 6 exons. Gene Ontology annotation, molecular function: amino acid binding; dimethylargininase activity. Gene Ontology annotation, biological process: positive regulation of nitric oxide biosynthetic process; arginine metabolic process.